UCUGAACACACGUACAUAUGGGGAACAAUAGCAGCUCCACAGUGGAUGAUCUGCAGGCUGUUGAGAUCCACCACUGGUACAAAAAGUUCAUGACGGAGUGUCCUUCUGGACAGCUGACAGAGCAUGAAUUUAAACAGUUCUUUGGGCUUCGAGGGCUGGAUCCACAGGCCAAUGAAUACAUUGAGCAGAUGUUUCGCACAUUUGAUAUGAAUAAGGAUGGAUAUAUUGACUUCAUGGAAUACGUGGCUGCCCUCAGCCUUGUUCUCCGUGGGAAGAUGGAACAGAAAUUGCGGUGGUAUUUCAAACUGUAUGAUGUAGAUGGCAAUGGCUGCAUUGAUCGACAUGAAUUGCUCAACAUCAUUAAGGCUAUUCGGGCUAUCAAUGGUGGUGACCAUGAAACUAGUGCAGAAGAGUUCACCAACAGAGUCUUCAACAAAAUUGAUGUGAAUGGAGAUGGUGAACUUUCUCUGGAUGAAUUUGUGGAAGGAGCAAGGAAAGACGAGGAGUUCAUGGAGGUUAUGAUGAAAAGUUUGGAUCUGUCACACAUUGUGGCCAUGAUCAACAACCGUCGUCACAGUGUAUAAAUCAAGCUGGGAGAAAAUGGU
Cygnus olor (mute swan) is the source of this 605-nucleotide messenger RNA. RefSeq names its product guanylyl cyclase-activating protein 1-like. Gene Ontology annotation, molecular function: calcium ion binding; calcium sensitive guanylate cyclase activator activity. Lineage: Eukaryota; Metazoa; Chordata; Aves; Anseriformes; Anatidae. Bases 18 to 584 code for a protein of 188 amino acids. The record is from RefSeq and is a predicted model, not a curated record. The transcript is spliced from 4 exons.